AUGGCCGAUCCUCUUAGUAUCGCGGCCUCAAUAGCCGGGCUGCUGUCUACCACGGGCCAGAUCGCCAAGUUUCUGGGCCCAUAUGUCUCUGCCGCCAAGGAGACGCCCCAGAUCACGGCCCAUGUAUAUUCAGAGGUUCAGAGCACUCAGGUCAUUCUAGCUGGGCUCCAGAACCUGACGCAGAACCUCGGCGCUGUCCAGGCGCGUCACGCUUCUUUAAUCGCAGUACACCAAGUCGUCACCAUUCUCACUGAUGGAGUCCUUCUGUUUUCAGAGCUCGAGGCCGUUGUUCGGUCGCUGCCACCUCGCGAGGGAAGUGAUCAGCGUUUGCCGCUCCGUGCUCGGCUACUAUGGGCGCGCAAAGAGAGCACAUUCACUCCGCUUCUCACGAGAGUUCAAAGUUUCAAAAGUUCCAUGUCAUUGAUACUCAUGAUCUUACAGAGUGAUUCCGAUCGGAUGGCGACUCAGCAUCAAGAACAGCUCUCCGUUAACAUCAAUGCUCUCCUCGAAAGCAACCAUUCACUUUCCCGACGACUCAUGAACCUGGAAGAUGCUUUGGACGUGCAGACAAUUGUCUCAAAACGGAUGAGCCUCAUGUCUGUCUCAGGAACUGGACCACAGUCUAGCAGCUCUGUGGAAAUACAGAGUAAUCUCACCGACACAUCAACACAACCCACUAGUCAAGGAUCUGAUCUGGACUUGUCCAAGUUUGACUUUGAGGAUGACCUCGAGUCAUCGCGCGUCUAUCGCCGAGCGCAACGAGACACCAUGGACUUUUCGUUUCGCAGUUCAAUCGCACCAUCCAACAUCUGGUCUGUCUUCUCUGGUCUCAGCCUGGGCGAUAUCUCCAUCAUAUCCGUCAUUGCACUCCCAGUAUAUCAGGAAGAUAUCACCAACGCCGAGAACUACGACUUUGGCGCCGGUGUCCAGGUUCCAACUGUCAUGCCGCAAGCCAAGAAGGCAGAGCGAGGCCUCCUACACGAAUGCAUCGAGAUCAAGUUGAAAAUGCUCCAGCUUCCCGAAAUGAACGAGUAUUUUGAGCAAGAUCCCAGUUCUAAUAUCGCAUUCUAUGAGCUCUGGGGCGUCUUUUCCAAAGGAAUGCCCCUCUUAAAGCUCGUGCAAGCCUUGGAUCCGCAGAUCGACAUUGUCGUGGAUCCGAGAAUGCGUUCCCCUGGAGGACGAGGUGCCGCCCAAGACGCCAUUUUCCAAUUUCUUGAAUACUGCCGUAAUGAUUUGAAACUCAGUGUUGAAAAUCUGUUUACAAUCUCUGACUUGAUGGGGGCCGAUGCUUACGGGUUUUCAAAGGUCAUCACCGUGGUUUCGUUCAUUAUUGAGAGACUCACAGUCGACGGUGUUUUGAGUGCUGUUGAUGCCCAGUUGGAGGAGCUUGUCCUGACCAGACUCAAUGGUCAUCCAGCCUUGGAGCAGUUGCGCCUCUUGCUUGAGGAAUUCUUAACCGACCAGAUGGAGCAGAAUUUGUUUCUACCGUUUUCCGAGCAGAGGUGGACAGAGGUGUUCCAAUUCUAUCUCGACUAUAUAUCCGAGGAGAGCGAAUUUGUUGCGAAUGAACAGAAGGCCAGGGCCAAGAUCAGAUCAUACAUUGGCCAAGAGAACCAUUCUGCCGGGAAUGCACUGAGCAUCCCGCUAACAAGAUGUUUGAGGAUAUUACCACUUCCAGCUCAACGUCUCCCUAAAUAUAGUGCAUUUCUCAAGGACUUGAGCAGGAUAGGGAGCAUGUCGAUCUCCCAGGGGCCAGAUCUAAAAUUGGCAAGAGCAAACCUUAGACAAGCGAUGAGCAUCGUCAAUGAUAGGGUCAGAUCUGAAGAAACUAGCGAGGCGUUUACAGAACUGAAGCAUCGUGUUGAGGACUGGAGAGGUCACAACCCUACGCAAUUUGGCACGUUGCUGUUGUAUGACUCCGUAAUCAUUACGAAGGACAAAGUCAGAAGACCUUACCGUGCAUACCUCUUCAGGAACAUACUCCUGAUAUGCAAGGAGCUAGAGCUCCAGCGAAAACAGAGGAGCUUUCAAUUCUGGAAAAGCAGACGACUGCAGGGCGACAAGCAGACAAAACUACAACUCAAAGGGCGUAUAUUUCUCAACAACAUUGACUCUGUCAUCAUCCGCCCAGGCUCCGGGUCUUACACAUGUGACGUCAUGUGGUUUGCAGCAAACGAGGAAGAAAGGCAGUGCUUUUCGUUCGAGUUUGCUGCCGAGGCUCAGAUGAAUCUCUGGGUAUCAAAGCUCAACGAAGCCAGAGCCAGGUUUGAUGCUGCUCACCCCAUGACGAUGGAAGCGGCCGGCCUGGCUCUCGGUGUCGUGGCUCUUGGGCUGCAGUUGGCGACGACAUUGCAGACCUACGUUGAGGGCGUUGUGGGCGCUGAAUACCGCCUGCGGGAGCUAUCGUUCGAUGUCGCUUCCACAGCCUCGACCCUCAAACAGCUCGAGGACAUCCUCGAUGCAGACGAAGCCGUAACUGAAAACACACUCUCUGAUUCAACUGCCACUCGCACCGCGAUCUUUACAGACCAGGGCCGUCGCGACAUCCACUCGCUAUCGCGUCGUUGCGAAAAGGUUUAUCAGGGAAUCGUUAGCGUUAUUGUUAGUGCCUCGGUGUCCCCAUCGGCAAAGAGCAAGGCGAUCGCCGCAAAUGUCGGACUUAGCGGCUUGACAGUCACCCGGUUGAUGCAGUUUAGCCGGGAUCUCAAGUGGCCAUGGGUCGAUCGGAAAGUCAAGGCCUGUCAGGAUGAGCUACGAUGGUUAAAGAUGGAUCUACUGCUGCAUCUGCAGGUUGCCACUGUCGCCAAGGUUCAUCUAACAGGAUCUUCAAAAUUGGUCGCAAACGCGGAUGACGACGAGUCAACUCUUGAAGCCGUAGCCGAACGUCUGAUUGCCCGCAGGGCCAUGUACCGAAAGACUGUCCUAGAAGGGCGUAGACAGAGGAAAAGCCCAGCUUAUGUGGCAAGCGAUGAAACGACAAGAGCGGUCGCUUUACCAGGGCAGGCGGGAGUGUCAUCGAAGCUGGCCAGCUUCCUGAGUAGUCUUGCUGGCUUUGGAAGUUCAUCCCGACCCGAAGAGGAUUCAGACCAACCCAGCCUCUACAUCUGGAAGAUGAAAUGGAUGCUGACAAAGACUUGA
Messenger RNA from Fusarium falciforme, 3138 nucleotides. Its product is annotated as DH domain-containing protein. Bases 1 to 3138 code for a protein of 1045 amino acids. Gene Ontology annotation, biological process: septin ring organization; establishment of cell polarity. Gene Ontology annotation, cellular component: mating projection tip; cytoplasm; division septum. The record is from RefSeq and is a predicted model, not a curated record. Gene Ontology annotation, molecular function: guanyl-nucleotide exchange factor activity. Lineage: Eukaryota; Fungi; Ascomycota; Sordariomycetes; Hypocreales; Nectriaceae. The transcript has 11 exons.